CAGGGAGAGUCCAGUGCCAGGAAAGUUUUUUGCUUCAAAAGAGGAGAUGAGUUGGAUGCGGCCCUGGAGCUGGAGGAACUGGAGCUACUGAGAAGGGAAGCAGGAUCUAGAGAUAAGUGGGAAGACAAGAAAAAGGAAUCCACAACUUGAAUACGUUUUCCCCCUCGGGAUUAACAGAAAUAUGCAUUUCCAUAAUACCACCUUUGAACUAAUGAAGUGGAAGUACAGAUGAAAACAGUCUGGAGGAAGCUUGAAGUACAAUACAGUUUCAUUCAGUUUCCAAAUUCUGAGGAAACGAGGUUGGAAAAGUUACAAAAGCAUCUUCGCAGUCAAACACCAAAUCUUGUAUUAGGCUUCAUCAAAAGCUUAACAUUUGUCAAGCAGAAGGGCCAGCCGCCUUGCUCAGGAAGUAUUAAAAGUGAACAAUGACUCGAUUGAGAGUUUAUGAGCGAUUGCUUGGAGCCUCUCUGCUUAUCAUCCUCCAUGUUCAAGGUCAAAAUCGAGACAGCAUGCUUCAUGGUACAGGAAUGAAGACAAAUCCUGACCAAAAGAAACAAGCAAAUGGAGUAACACUUGCUCCAGAGGACACCUUACCUUUUCUUAAGUGCUACUGCUCAGGACAUUGUCCAGAUGAUGCUAUUAAUAACACGUGCAUAACUAAUGGGCACUGCUUCGCUAUCAUUGAGGAAGAUGAACAUGGGGAACCCACACUUGCUUCUGGCUGCAUGAAGUAUGAAGGUUCAGACUUCCAGUGCAAGGACUCACCUAAAGCACAACUACGUCGAACGAUUGAGUGCUGUCGGACUGAUUUCUGCAAUCAGGAUUUGCAGCCAACGUUACCACCACUUGACAGUACAGAUGGACUUUUUGAUGGCAGCAUUCGUUGGAUGGCAGUGUUGAUUUCUAUGGCAGUCUGCAUAAUUGUCAUGAUCAUCUUAUUUAGCUGCUUUUGUUACAAGCAUUACUGUAAAUCGAUGGCAAAGAGGCACUGUUAUAAUCGUGACCUGGAACAAGAUGAAGCAUUUAUUCCAGCUGGGGAGUCCUUAAAAGAUCUUAUUGACCAGUCACAGAGUUCUGGGAGUGGAUCAGGACUGCCGUUGUUGGUUCAGCGUACUAUUGCCAAACAAAUUCAGAUGGUGAGGCAAGUUGGAAAAGGACGAUAUGGUGAAGUGUGGAUGGGCAAAUGGAGGGGUGAAAAAGUCGCAGUGAAAGUGUUCUUCACCACAGAAGAAGCCAGCUGGUUCCGAGAAACAGAGAUUUACCAAACUGUUCUAAUGCGCCAUGAAAACAUCCUUGGGUUCAUAGCUGCAGAUAUUAAAGGCACUGGCUCCUGGACGCAGCUUUACUUGAUUACAGAUUAUCAUGAAAAUGGAUCAUUAUAUGAUUUCCUGAAAUGCACUACGCUGGACAACAGGGCUCUCCUCAAACUGGCGUAUUCUGCUGCGUGUGGCCUGUGCCAUCUACACACAGAGAUUUAUGGGACACAAGGCAAGCCUGCUAUUGCACACAGGGACCUGAAGAGUAAAAACAUCUUGAUAAAGAAAAAUGGAACCUGCUGCAUUGCUGACUUGGGUCUUGCAGUCAAGUUUAACAGUGACACAAACGAAGUUGAUGUUCCCUUGAAUACUAGAGUGGGAACAAAACGUUACAUGGCUCCAGAGGUCCUAGAUGAAAGCCUGAAUAAAAACCAUUUCCAGCCAUACAUCAUGGCUGACAUCUACAGUUUUGGGCUGAUCAUUUGGGAGAUGGCUCGGCGCUGCGUCACAGGAGGUAUUGUUGAAGAGUAUCAGUUGCCAUAUUAUGACAUGGUGCCAAACGAUCCAUCCUACGAGGACAUGCGAGAAGUGGUGUGUGUCAAACGCCUGCGCCCAGUCGUAUCAAAUAGAUGGAAUAGUGAUGAAUGUUUAAGAGCAAUAUUGAAAUUAAUGUCCGAAUGCUGGGCUCAUAACCCUGCUUCAAGGCUCACUGCCUUGAGGAUCAAGAAGACACUUGCCAAGAUGGUGGAAUCACAAGAUGUAAAGAUUUGACAUAGUAAAUUGACAUUGGAGAGCAAAGCUGGACUCCUUUUCACUCAAACGUGGGUGAGACCUAUGUGGAAAGAGGAAAUAACUGAGAUUCAGUAUAUUUUCUCAGCACACUUCUACAGGCUGCUAAUCAAACCUUUCAGUACUUCAUAGACUGUGAUGCUGAGAGCCUCUGUACACUACAUGCUACGUACGGACAGCCUUGAUUAAAAUACACGGUUUGGUUUUGUUUGAGCUGCAUUGAGACUUCAGUCAUACUUAGUGAGUCUCCAGUAAAACUCUGGGUACUGAAUUGAAUGUUCAGAUUACAGUGCUUUCUGUGAAAGCCUAACAAGCUAUAUGGAUUCAACAGAGAUGGAGAAUAUAAGCUUUUUCUUUGCCUUCUACCUGAUAAAACCUAGUCAAUCCAUACCAAGUUUUUGUGAAACAGCCUGUAGGUUAUGAAUCUGUUUGUGAUACUACUCGGUUUAACAGUUCCUUAUGCCUUGAUGUGUGUGCCAGGAUUAUUUUGCUGUCAUUUGGAAUAGAUAAGAAACCGUUUAAAUGAACAAAGUUUUAUGGUCAGGGCUCCGUGCAUUUUGUGGCUCCACAAUCAGAGUUUUGCUACAGAAUUUAUUCCUUGCCAUUAAGUUAUCCUCCAAAGAUCUCGGGUUUAAGUUUAUUUCUAUUCUUGUUUUGGUCACAAGGAGGAGAAUUGCAAGAAUGUGAACCCUUAAUAAAUUAAGGAAUGCUCACCUAAGUCUGUAGAGAGCUUGAAACAGUCUCUCCCAGAGGUGUAGGCUGCCUUGGUCAUCUCAUUUACAGUCUGGUGGGCUCUAUAAUUGCGUGACUACGAAAUCUGGUGCAUUUUUCAGUGCCACAUGCAACAAGCAGUUUUGCUGUAGAAUAAUUUGCAUCUGAACAGAAAGACCAUUCAGGAUGUGUUUUGCCUUUCUACUUUAUUGAGACUCACUACUAGGUGCCUGUCAUGCUCUGAAUUUUCUUCCACACAGGAGGGAAUCAGUCAGCUGUAGGAGCGUGCUUUUUCGUCAUCUGACAAAACUAGGCAGAAGUUGAGUUUUGAAAGACUUGAGAACAAGUCUAUAAUUUACAGACACAAAAGAGGGAAGGCAGGAUGCACAGGCCAAGCACUCGGAAGAUUAGAGAACAUAGUAAAGGUCAAGACCAGAAGAACUGAACAUGUGAACUGUUGACGGUAAGAUCCGCAGGGUGCAGAAGCUUCUGAACGGGGAUGCCCUGAUGUAAAAGCAGGAGGCUGGAUCUCUGGGCCACUUAACUGACAACAGUCAGCCUUUGGGACAAGGUAAAUCAAUGGGUGAGUUAAGUUCUAGUUAAGCACAUUUGUGAGGAAUGGCACUGAAAGAUAAUCCAUGAAGAUAAAAGUUAACAUCACUGCAAAAUUUGGUCGUCUUGUGCCAACUGUUUGGCAUGCACAGGAAACUGUGUAGUUCCCUCCUUUUCUUCACUGACAAGCUGGUUAAAAGCCAGAACCCUUCCGUGAGGUUACUGUAAGGCAGAAUUACUGAUUUAUAACUCCUUUGGCACUUCUGCUUUGAAGUUAGAAAAUAGUACCAUAACUCAAGUUGAAGCUUCAAAUGCAUGAAUUAUCUGAAGAAUGAACACACAGUAUUGGAACCAUUGAAUCUAUUCGAUAAUUUAAGUGCCUAUAACUUUGUACUGUAAAUCUUGUUCUAGAUAACUUUAAAAAGGGAAGUUAUUUAUACAGUGUGGUUUGUGCUUGAGUUAAAAAAACCCAAACGCCUAGUCCUAGGUAUAUGUGUACGAUUAGAUACAUGCACACACACUUACGCCAUAGUUGAGAUUUGACGAAAGAAGUUAGGAAUAAUAUUAAAAUUGAUGGAAAAAAUGUUAAAACUUCAGAUUGAUUUAUGCCAGAUUAUUUGUUGUCUUAAACUAUGUACAUGGAGAUUGUUUUGAUAUGUGUUUAAAUUUCCCUUGAAAAUACAACUGAUAGAAAACAAUGUAAUGCAGGACUAAUGUGAUUUGUGAACAAUUACAAUCUUCUAACAUGUUGGGGUUUUUUGUUCGAAUUCUGUAGUUCACAUAAUGUAAAUGGUCAGGCAAAAGAUUGCAGUAUUUUUAUUUUCUAUUGUGAUGUACAGACUUUAUUUAACAGUUCUACGUAUUUUAUAGAAAACUAGCUAUUUCGAGGGACAUUUCUUUUUUUUUUUUUUAAAUAAAGUCAUUACUUUUGUUCAGUAAUGCCUUUAAGUAUUAAUAUGUACUCUGGCUGAGAAGUUCAUAGGUGUGUCAACUAUGGUUAUAACUUAUUUGAAAACAUCAAGAGAUACAUGCUAUUGUGCCACAAUCCUCAUGAUAAAGGGCUUUUUUUUAAAAAAAAAUGUUUCUCCGUCCAUUGCCAAGAAAUAUAUGAUGAGUUUGAAAUGGUUAAUCAUGUCUUUGCGCAUAAUUUUUGCACAAGUAGUUGGAAAAUAUUUGGCAUGAGCCAAAAAAAAGUAAAGGGAUAAGUUUUGGGUUUUUUCCUGCUCUAGGAUUUUUAUCAAUAAGAAGGAAAAAUGUUUAUGUAGGUACCCUGCUAGCUUACAUUUUCAGAGCAGGGAGGUCUAUUUAAAUUAACCCAUAACUAUUAGAUUUUUUUUAUUAUUUCUUUUAGAAGUUGUCAGAGCAUUAUUAGCUAUAAACUGGUUUUGUGAAUUUUUUAAUACCUUUUUCCCAAGUCUUGAGGAAGCUGCUGUUGGAAGUCUAAGUUUCGAUAAUUUGUAAUUAUUCACUUAUUUUCUUCUCCAUUGUUUAGGCAUUUGCAAGGCAAUAGGAUGGUGAUCUUUGGUAGAUGUCUUAAGAUCUAAACUGAUUUACACAUUUACUUUAACGCAGAAUUUAGUUGACUGCUGCAAGGAUGAUCUUUGAGAGGAAAAAAAUCUUUUUGCCUUAAGCUUAACCUUAAUUUUUCAGCACUUUGCUUACUAGGUUUGUACUCAGACAUAUCAGCAUAUGCAGUUGUCACUGACCUGAACAGGAGCUGCUAGGUCUUUAGCAUUCCUUGAUUGCGUGAUAUUUCAAAAAAUGUUACCCCUGAAGGAUCUGGUUGCAUAAAGCACAUGAGCUCAUAUCUCCAUUCCGUGCAAAGUCAUUAACUGUGGAGCCUAAGUAUGUCUAUACUGGUGUUUUAACAAUCAUUGGGA
Messenger RNA from Athene cunicularia (burrowing owl), 5188 nucleotides. It is a transcript of the gene BMPR1A, whose product is annotated as bone morphogenetic protein receptor type 1A. Gene Ontology annotation, molecular function: transforming growth factor beta receptor activity, type I; ATP binding; SMAD binding. The coding region runs from base 426 to 2027 and encodes 533 amino acids. NCBI's taxonomy places the organism in Eukaryota, Metazoa, Chordata, Aves, Strigiformes, Strigidae. Gene Ontology annotation, biological process: dorsal/ventral pattern formation; protein phosphorylation; cellular response to growth factor stimulus. Gene Ontology annotation, cellular component: signaling receptor complex; plasma membrane. The record is from RefSeq and is a predicted model, not a curated record. The transcript has 13 exons.